AGCGAAUCGAACCUGCCCAUCUUCCACAAAUAUCCUGACAAUAUGCCUCUACUGGCACCGAACUCCAGGAGCCGCGUCGUCGGCGACCUGGCCUGCCAGCGAGAUUCAUAUCUUCGAACCCUCGAUUCGGAGGUCACUUCCUGCAUUGAAUGGUCGCCACCCAAGACAAAUGGGUCCAAGAAUUCUUCCAAAAACGGAACUCCGGCUCCUGGGCCUGGAAAAUUAUAUUUGAUUGAAUUUAUGGACUCAGUGCUGUUCCCUGAAGGCGGUGGCCAACCCACGGAUCAUGGCACUAUAAUUCCUAUAUCCAGUCCAUCUGUGGAACCAAUCGCCGUGAAUUCUAUUCAGCGUCAAGGACUCCGAUGUGUUUAUCAAUCCCCGCAGCCCCUGGAUCCUGGCACUCGCGUCCGGCAAGAAAUUGACUUCCGCCGACGCUGGGAUCAUAUGCAACAGCAUACAGGCCAGCACUUACUCUCUGCUAUUAUGGACAAAUAUGAUAAUCUGGAGUCCGUUGGAUGGGGAAUGGGUGCAGAGGGCGACAUAAACUACAUCGACUUACCCCGAAAACCGACGGACGAAGAAAUGCAGACUAUCCAAGAGAAAUGCAAUGAAGCCAUUCGCAAUAAUCUGAGCAUUACAGUGGAGACUCCCGACGAUGCCAAAUCAGACAGUUUACCUGAAGAUUAUGACAAAGAAGGAGGCGUUGUUCGCAUCAUUAAGAUUGGAGAUAUCGACGCGAAUCCAUGUUGCGGAACGCAUCUCCAACAAACAUCACACAUUGGACUUAUUUUACUGCAUCAUACGCAAUCCAUCCGCGGUACAAAUUGUCGAAUGUACUUCAGCGCAGGAGACCGAGCAAUCAAGCUCGCCUCGUCAUCCAUCCGCUCGCUCCGCUCGAUUGGUGGAACACUCUCGUCCGGGAUGGGAACCGAAGAGGUUCUCGGUGCCGCGAAGAAGAUGAGUGACAAUCUUACCGAAUCGAGGAGGAAGGAAGCGAAACUGCUACUGGAAAUUGCAAAAUAUGAAGCAGAACGGGUGAAAGCUGAUUUGAAGAGUGGAAAGAAAGCUUGGGUUUACCGUUCCUCCGGGAAUUUGGACUAUAUAAACUCAAUCUGCUUUGAAGUGAAGGAUGUUUUGAAGGAUGGAGGAUUGAUUGUUUUGGCUACGGGGGAGAAAAAGACGAGUGGUCAGGUCGUGAUUGUGGGCGAGAAGAGGGCCGUUGAGGAGUUUGUGGAGAAGAUGAAGGGAGUUGUGAGUGGGGUUAAAGGCGGUGGGAAGGGGGAGAGGUGGCAGGGUAAAGUAAUUGAGUGGCAGAAGGGCGAGAUUGAAGUAUUGAAGAAUUUGGUGGAGUCGUAGGUCGAAUUGCUGACUUCGGUAUCGUUUAUCAUAGAAAUAGAAAUAUGUCAACCUUGAAAUAUUCAACAGGCUUCCUCCCGA
Messenger RNA from Hyaloscypha bicolor E, 1437 nucleotides. Its product is annotated as ThrRS/AlaRS common domain-containing protein. The coding region runs from base 43 to 1356 and encodes 437 amino acids. Gene Ontology annotation, biological process: alanyl-tRNA aminoacylation; regulation of translational fidelity. Gene Ontology annotation, molecular function: Ser-tRNA(Ala) deacylase activity; nucleic acid binding; ATP binding. The transcript has 3 exons. Lineage: Eukaryota; Fungi; Ascomycota; Leotiomycetes; Helotiales; Hyaloscyphaceae. The record is from RefSeq and is a predicted model, not a curated record.